This is a messenger RNA of Sabethes cyaneus, 750 nucleotides long. RefSeq lists its product as uncharacterized. Bases 1 to 750 code for a protein of 249 amino acids. The transcript is spliced from 3 exons. NCBI's taxonomy places the organism in Eukaryota, Metazoa, Arthropoda, Insecta, Diptera, Culicidae. The record is from RefSeq and is a predicted model, not a curated record.
AUGAAUAAAAUUGUGGCUUUGUUUGUUGUGCUUUGCGGAGUCAGCGUUGGAUAUUCAAUCCCAAUUCAAAAUGCCCUCAUGUACUACCGUCACGCCAUGCCGCCCUAUAUGGUACCUCACCAAGCGAUGUACGGAUUUCACUAUCAAAACCAACAGCUGAGGAAUCAACACCGUUCAGCAGGAGUGUCUGCUUUCGCGGCCGGAAAUAGUAUCGCAGCUGGAACCUAUCUGAAAGAUUGCAAAACUACAGAUAUCGAGAGUGCUGAGCAGCCCGUUCAGAACGACCCGAACGUGCAGUCCACUGCUGAAGCCUACCCAGAAGAGCAAUUCCCAGUUGAGGAUGAACCUCAGUAUGAAACUCCAAUUGUGAAUGAUCAGGAAGCUGUCGAACCAAUUGCUGAUGUUCCAGUGGCUAUUCCGGCGGCAGUUCCAGCUGUUCCAGCUGUUGUCCCAGACAAGAAGAAGAAGGUUACCGUCCAGUUGGACUCCGACGAAGAUGACACUGCCGUCUAUCCAACCCGUCGUGGUGCCAAUCGUCCAGCUGAACCCAGCAGCUAUUUCCCGAUCAAUUUCGGUGGUACCAGCGGAGGCGCCAUUGCCAUUGCCAACUCGUACAGCACGGGAAAGGGUGGAUCGGCUACCAGCACCGCCACUGCCUACGGUAGCCCAUCGGCAGCUGAGCUGAGAAGAGCUACCCAACCCGCUCAAUUGAAAAAGAAACCUGCCAAGCUGCGUGCACGGAAAUACUGA